This is a messenger RNA of Nicotiana attenuata, 1544 nucleotides long. RefSeq lists its product as uncharacterized. Bases 200 to 1462 code for a protein of 420 amino acids. NCBI's taxonomy places the organism in Eukaryota, Viridiplantae, Streptophyta, Magnoliopsida, Solanales, Solanaceae. The transcript is spliced from 3 exons. The record is from RefSeq and is a predicted model, not a curated record.
CACUUCCAAGAGGUACAAUACCAAAAUUUUGUUGGAUCAUAUGCAUUAGUGUUGUUGUUACUGUUAAGAAAAGGUAUACGUGUGUAUAUGUGCGUGUACGCCUACCGCCUACGGGUGUGUGUGUCAAACUGAAGGCAAUAGGUGCAGGGAGCUAAAGUUUGAAGGUCAAAGAAGAAGACAGGAGGAGGAGGAAAAAAAAAUGCCAGCAGUUUGGUUUGCUUUAAAGAGAUCACUACAGUGCAAAUCAGAGCUAAGAGAUGUUCAUGAUCCAAGAACUGAUGGCAAAAAUUUAAGCAAAAUAUCGACGAAAAAGACGGUGAGUAGAUCAGGUUGUUCUAGAUCAAUAGCAAAUCUGAAAGAUGUAAUACAUGGAAGUAAAAGACAUAUGGAGAAGCCACCAUUACAAAGUCCAAGAUCUAUUGGAAGCAGUGAGCUUUUGAAUCCAAUUACACAUGAAGUUGUGUUAAGCAAUUCAACAUGUGAACUCAAGAUUACUAGUUGUAAUUUCCAAGAUGGUAAUGGGAAUAGUGGAAAUAAUGUUGAGAGUAUUUCGGCUUUUAUGGGUACCUUAAAACCAGGGACACCUGGUCCAGGUGGACACCAUAUUGGAUCUUCAAGAAAAUAUAGAGGUUUUGGUAGCCCUAUAAGAAAAGGGUCACCUGGGAAUUUAUCAAGAAAAGCAGGGUCUGGAUUUGGUGGUAUUGUUUCUAGGCCUAAGGCUUCUUCUGGUGCAGAUUCUCAUGGCUUUUCAGCUCUGAAUUGUCAUAAAUGUGGUGAACAAUUUGCUAAGUUUGAAGCUGUUGAAGCACAUCAUCUCUCCAAACAUGCUGUAACAGAACUUAUUGAAGGGGAUUCCUCAAGGAAAAUUGUUGAGAUAAUAUGCAGAACAAGCUGUUCAAAGCCUGAAAACAAUUCAAAUGGGAUAGAGAGAAUAUUGAAGGUUCACAAUAUGCAGAAAGUACUAGCUCAAUUCGAGGAGUAUCGCGAAUUAGUAAAGAUCAAAGCCAGUAAACUCGCCAAGAAACAUCCUCGUUGCCUAGCCGAUGGAAAUGAACUAUUAAGAUUUUAUGGCACAACUGUUGAAUGUUCUCUUGGCAUGAAUGGUUCCUCUAGCCUAUGUACAUCAGAAAAAUGCAAGGUUUGCAGGAUUUUAAGGCAUGGAUUCUCAAUCAAGAAGGAAAUUAAUGGUGGGGUUGGAGUUUUUACAGCAUCCACAAGUAGAAGAGCAUUAGAAGCAAUUGAGGAAAAUGAUGAUAAUAUAUCUUUGAGAAAGGCUCUAAUAGUAUGCAGAGUGAUUGCUGGUAGGGUGCAUAGACCUUUGGAAAAUGUUCAAGAAUUGAUAGGUCAAUCAGGGUUUGAUUCAUUGGCUGGAAAAGUAGGACUCUACUCAAAUAUUGAAGAACUCUAUUUGCUCAAUGCUAAAGCUUUGCUUCCUUGUUUUGUGGUAAUCUGUAAAUCAUAAAAACUACAAGGUGAUUGAGCCAUUCUUUCAUGUAAUUCAAUUGAAGUUCUGAAUACUCAGAGUUCAUUCACUCAUUUCUUUU